GUUUCAAUUCCAAACAUGGUUAUCCUUCUCUGGGUCUCUCCCCCGCCUCUACUGCUCCAUGUUUCCAACAGUCUUCAAUCCAGUAAGGCAGAGUGAACAGAAGCGGAGAAAAAGGAAACAUUGUGGGGCUGAUGUUGUAAAAUUCAGGAGGACUAGUGAAUGCCAGUGGAAUUCAAUGGAAUGGAAUUAUGCAGCAGCCUUUAUUCCAACUGUUUUUUAAAAAGUUUGAACCAAACUGUAAGUGUUUUAUGAAUUCUUUUGAUUGAGUCGGAGACGCAAAAGACAGAAACAUGAAUGUUGGCGACUUUUUUGGCACUAUAAUUUACAACAAUACACUUUGCGAUGGAUGGACCAACAACACUGAAGGUGCCAUCUACCAUCUGGGAAACACCAUUCUUUUUUUGGGGUACAUGGGAGGCAGUGGAGCAUAUGGGGCUCUGUACAUCUUCAGUUUCUUGGCUCCCUCCUUCCUGUGUCUGGGUCUUUGGGGCUGGCUGACAGUGUGUGGCCUUGAUGUCUUCCUCUGGAACAUGCUGCUGAUGCUGCAGUGCUUGGCACAGGUGUGUCAUCUGAUUUUUCGGCUGAUGCAGGAUGGUUUAGCCAAUGAAGAGCUUUCUGCACUGUACACAGCUGUCUAUCUGCCACUGGAUGUACCUGUGCAGGUGUUUAAAGAGAUCACUGCUGCAUGUGAGAACAAAGUGCUCUCUCUAGCGGCUGAGGAGACAUAUGCUGUGGAAGGGAAGACACCCAUUGACCAGUUGUCCUUCCUCCUUUCUGGCAGGAUUAGAGUCUCCUUAGAAGGUCAGUUUCUCCAUUAUAUCUUCCCUCACCAGUUUCUUGACUCACCAGAAUGGGAAUCUCUUAGACCAACAGAAGAGGGGAACUUCCAGGUGACACUAACUGCAGAGACAGACUGCCAUUACAUCUCUUGGCGCAGACGUCGGCUUUACCUUCUACUGUCCAAGGAUCGUUACAUCGCCCGACUAUUCUCUGUCAUGCUUGGAAGUGACAUCGCUGACAAACUCUACUCACUCAAUGACAAGCUAUUUGCAAAGAGUGGUGUGCGCCUUGAUAUUCGUCUCCCCAGUCUCUACCAUGUUCUUGCCCCCUCACCACAGGGCAGUGAGGGCGGCAGUGCUAGCUCACCACCCCGGGGAAGCCAAGAAGAUCCUACAGUUGUCAAGGUUGAUCCAACACCUAACCAAGGCUCAGAUGCAAGAAACUCCAAGCAGAAUCAGGAAAAGGCCCCUAUGCCCAAACCCCUGCACCAAAUGUGGCCCUCAGACACAGAGAUGCCCUUUGGUGAGGACUCAACCAGCUUGGUCCUGGAGGACUUUGCUGAUAUGACAGGCUCUCUAAUGGACUAUGGGAAUGAGAGGGAAUAUUUGAUGUAAAGAUUGGGGUGUUGAAGCUAACACACUGGGCCACUUCUUAAGUUAUGUAAGUACACACGUAAAGAAUGAGGGAUGGGAGUAGUCUGAACAGGGCCUGUUUGAGGGGGAGUCUAUUAUGCAUGAAAAGGCACAACUGCACUAAUUGACAUUGGACUGCAUGAACACUUACUAAUUGAGAGAAUGCAGAGUGAAAAUUGUGCAUGCAGUUUUGUUGUAUUUGAUGAUUCUUUUUUACUUGCUUUUAGUGUUGUCGGAUGGUUUUAGUGAAAGCAAUGAAGGAAUAAUUGAAUAUGCUACAGAAUAAGAUAGAUUAGCUAUAUUUUGGGGACAGAAAUGCCCCCCCCCCAAAAAAACAUAUCUUUUGGGAAUGUCCUGUAAAGUAAAUAAUGUUUUAUUAUUAUUAUUAUAAAAAGGAGUUAGUCUCUAGUAAUUAAGGGUCCAAGCACUGAAGUCCUCCAAAAUCGUUUAUCCAAUUCCCACAAAAUUUGGUAUGUAUCACCAAAUUGAUUUGUCAAAUCAUUUAGAAGAUAUAAACCAAUAACUGUUUUAAUUUUUAAUUUUAUUUAAAAAUUUAAAUGAAAAUAUAAACCUACAUCUUAACGCAAAUGCAGAACUUAACGAAACUUGGGAAACUUGAACAUUAUGACAUUUUGAGGAUACAUGCCGAAUUUCAUUCAAUUCUACCCAUGGUAAUAACUAUUAAAUUGGGGUAACAAAACAAAUCAUUAUCAUUAGCUCAGUAUAAAACAAUAGACUUCAAUAAAAAGUCCCUAGCAUGAUAGAAAAACAAGCAUAUGAGUAUGUGUGUAUUUCUGCCAAGAAUUAAAAGGCUUCUUUAGGUGACAGAGAGAGAGAGAGAGAGAGAGAGUUAUAUUUAGUCCAUGCUAGUGGAGUUAUGUUGAGUGUUUCUGCCUUGGGAUAUUUUUGAUGUUUCUAUGCUUAGGAGAAGGGUGGUAUUAUUUUACUACAUAUACUUGUGUCAUUGACUGGAAGGGGGUUAGAACGUGGAUCCAAACCUGCUAGCACUGUUUAUGCAUCACUCCUCCCUCUCCGAAUACUUGUCCUUGCUAGCCAGGGGCAGAUUGCAUUUCGUAGGGUAUUGGAUAGUGGGACAGCUGUGGGAGGAGGACUGUUCUGCUGUUAUUGGAGACAUGACCUUCACAAAUGGUUUGCAAAGUAAUGAGAUACAUGGAUCAUGUCCAGAAAUACAGUCUGCCCUAUAGAAAAGAAUGCGAAAACUGCACUACUCUACAUUUCUCAGUGGAGGGCAGAUUCUUUGUUAUUGUUGUUUCUUGUUAUACAUGUACUGAUUUAUGGGACUUCAUUUCGGUGUUCUUAUUGACUAUAUUGCAUCCAAUUUUUUUUCCAUAAAUCUAACAGAGGAUGACACAUCAGGAAGUUUUCCACUUCAAUUCCAAAGAGGAUGUGCUCCACUGGCCCCUACUGACACCCCUGAGCUUUAGGAAUGGCUUCAACACCUUAGAGCAUAUCAUGGCCAGGAUUGGAAUCUGAACAAUUCCUGAUCUCAUCAACAUCAAAACUGUAUUUCCUCUGCUGACUGAAGACAACAGUAACAAAGAUCAGUAAAUAAUUAAUCAAAUAUGCAUUUUGCUUUGUUUAAGGACAGGGAUUCAAAAUCCUUCAUCAAACCUCUCCAAAACUCACUUUUUUCAGACUGAUACUGUGUUACAUGAUUACACAUUGCUGUGAAGAAUAGCUGUUUCAUAAUAAUUUGCAUUGGCAUGUGGUUGUUAGCUAAAUCUGUUUGGAGAGGGUGACUUUGUAACGUAUAUAGCAACAAAUUAGGUUUUAUAACAUACAAACAUGUUAAUCCAGUUUAAAGCACUUCAGAGUUCACUGAUAUACAGUAUAGACUGAUAUAUAACACUGAUUUAUAGUUUAUUACAAAAUUGUGUGCUUUUAAUUUUGUAUAACACAAGAAAUAAGUAAUUGUUACAACAUCAUACACUGAUUUGAUUUAGAUUUAGCUGUAAACAAAGGGACUGUAUACUGACCAUAUUAAGAGUGUAUUUUAAUGGGGCCAACUGUUGUUUAAGCUCUGGGUUAUAAUGUUACUUGAUAUUCCUCUUCAGAUGCCAUUUCAAAGCAGAGAUUAGCCUUAUGACUAAUUUUCAAUUAGCAUAUUCAGAUUUUAAUAUGGUGUCCAGUAUAGUUAUGCAGGGUGCAGAAAUGCUGAAUUUUUGUUGGAUUACUCCCAAAACUUUUAAUCAUGAAAAUGCACCAGUAUGUUUAGCACAUGUGUUACCACAUAAAGAACCAUGUUCCAAAUGACCAAGUUUCAUCAUAAACAAUAUUUCUGUGGUUGAUUGGUGUCUAAGAAAACCAAAAGUACAAAUUCAGUCACAUUAAAUUCCUCUCUGAUAUUUGACUAUGAAACUCCCCGGAACAGUGCACAAAGAAGUAAUUUUAGCAACAAAAGUAUCUGAAAUCAUAUUUUCAACACUGUAAGGGCAACAUUUUGUGGAGAAAUCAAAAACAAUAAAUACAACUUUUACAGA
This is a messenger RNA of Xyrauchen texanus (razorback sucker), 3913 nucleotides long. Its product is annotated as popeye domain-containing 2. Gene Ontology annotation, cellular component: sarcolemma. The record is from RefSeq and is a predicted model, not a curated record. Gene Ontology annotation, molecular function: cAMP binding. The transcript is spliced from 4 exons. Lineage: Eukaryota; Metazoa; Chordata; Actinopteri; Cypriniformes; Catostomidae. The coding region runs from base 291 to 1394 and encodes 367 amino acids.